This is a messenger RNA of Populus trichocarpa (black cottonwood), 5443 nucleotides long. RefSeq lists its product as uncharacterized. The transcript is spliced from 4 exons. Gene Ontology annotation, biological process: DNA integration. The record is from RefSeq and is a predicted model, not a curated record. NCBI's taxonomy places the organism in Eukaryota, Viridiplantae, Streptophyta, Magnoliopsida, Malpighiales, Salicaceae. Gene Ontology annotation, molecular function: RNA-DNA hybrid ribonuclease activity; nucleic acid binding. Bases 1 to 5415 code for a protein of 1804 amino acids.
AUGCCGUUGGAAAAGAAGGGUUUCAUUGGAAGAAAGAGAGAAGGCGAUGUUAACAAUCUGGAAGGUGGGUAUAAGGGCAAGAGAGUAGAUUUCCAUAAUCCUCAAGUACCUACCUCUCAAUUCUCACGCAUAAACUUUAACCAGCCUUUUUCCCCUAAUAGAACAAAUAACCAAUCGAACUACCAAAAUCACUACCAAAGACCCCAUACAAAAUACACUUCGGAACAACUGCCACCCUUACCCAUGCCUUUGAAGGACAUGUACACCAAACUGUUGAGCAUCGGACAAAUAACUCCUAUCCCUACACUACCACUACAACCACCAUUCCCAAUUUGGUACAAGCCCGAGUUGGCUUGCGAGUACCAUGGGGGUAAUCCCGGGCAUGGGAUUGAAACCUGUUACGCCUUCAAGAAGAGGUUGUUGGAGCUUAUUAAGAUGGGAUGGGUAUCCUUUGAGGACAAGCCCAAUGUUAAUUCAAACCCAUUGCCUAAGCAUGCCCCAAAUAGUAGUGGAAUAGGCAUGAUCGAAGUGGGAAAUCAAUGCAAGGUGUUGAAGGUGUCCAUGAAGAGGUUGUACGACAUGUUGGUACAAUCAGGAUUUCUAAAGACAAAGGUGGAGAGCCAUUUGGAGGGAUAUGAUUACUGUGAAUACCAUGGAAGAGAUGGACAUCAUAUUGAGGAUUGCAUCGAGUUUUGCGAAAAGAUUGCAAGAAUGCUAAAAAUGGAGGAGUUGAGGAUUGAACCCAUAAAGAGCAGCGGUGAGGUGAGUAUGAUGGAAGGUCAAGAUGAAAUGACAGGAGUAUGCAGGGUCCAGCAAACAGCUUAUGGGCCCCCAAGGCUAAUCUUGGUUAAACCGCCCUACACAAUAGGGAAUCACAAUGCCAUGCCUUAUAAUUAUGGUUAUGCCUCUAACGUUCGAGCUCCUCUUCCUUUGUUCCAGCCUGAGAUAAGUGGUUUGACCAGGAGUGGUCGUUGCUUUACGCCCGAGGAGUUGAGGAAGUCAAAGGGCAAAGAAGUGGUAGAUCUGGACAAAGCACUAGAAGUUAAUAAGCCAGUAACGGAAGAGGAAUCGAAUGAAUUCUUGAAGUUGAUCAAGCAUAGCGAAUAUUGCAUAAAGGUAUUGAAUGAGGCAUAUGUACCCCAAGACAUCGAACAUAAAACCAUGGAGCACCUAGUGGGGAGAAUCCAUGCAACGAAUUACCUGUACUUCACAGCUGACGAGCUCGAUGCUGAAGGUACCGGACAUAACAAGCCUUUAUACAUUACGGUUAGGUGCAAGGAUUGCCUCAUAGGAAAAGUACUCAUUGAUAAUGGCUCGGCCCUUAACGUGUUGCCAAAACACAUGCUAGAAGAAAUGCCGAUCGAUGAAUCCCAUAUUAAGCCAAGUACUAUGAUGGCCAGAGCGUAUGACGGGUCGCCUAGGCCAAUAAUUGGGACUUUAGAAGUGGAGCUAUAUGUGGGACCACAAAUGUUCCUAGUAACACUUCAGGCCGAGGAGACAGUAUCCAUGACAAAGAAUGUAGUUGUGCCUUUUAUCGAAGCGGGUGAUUGCAAGGGUAACAAUAUCCAUGCCUUUGAGAUUGUGAACACCGACUGGGUGCCGGAGAACACAGUGCUAAGAAGGCCAAGGAUCUCAGAAGCAGCAAGGAUGGCAAGUCUAUGCUUCUUGAACCGCGGAAUCCCAUUUCAGUAUAACCUUAUUAUCGGGAUACCAGAAGGGGUUAAUCUGGCAAAGAUGAAAAGUGCUGCUCAAAGAUUUGGGCUAGGGUACCAACCUAACCAAGAGGAUUAUCGGUGGGCUGCUGGUCGGAGAAGGGCAAGAAGGAUGGCUAGAAUUAAAGGAAGAGAGCCUGAUGAAGAAAAGCUGGAAAUCCCUCCCCUUAGCGUGUCAUUCCCAAAAGCUGCAUACAUAAUGCAACAUGAUAAAGAAGCCGAAAGCCUUGAUCAAGAGCUGUCAAACAUGAGCAUAAAUACCUUGGGGGAAAACAAGGUGGAAGGAGAUGACAUGAAGACAGUAGCAAGAAAGGGAGAUGAAGCACUCCCACAACUGACGGUCUACACCAUAGAAGAAGUAUCCGCCAAGACCUUUGUGCGCAAGCUAGUAGAACAACAGGAACAGACUUGGAAGCCUAUCGCCGAGGAACUCGAAACCAUCAAUGUGGGCAGUGAUCAGCUUAAGAAAGAGUUAAAAAUAGGUACCCUAAUUACUUCUGAACAAAGGAUAAAAAUGAUCACCCUAUUACAAGAAUAUUCAGAUGUCUUUGCUUGGUCCUAUGAAGAUAUGCCUGGUUUGGAUACAAAUAUUGUAGUACACAAGAUACCGUUGGAAGAAGGUUGUAAGCCAGUCAAGCAGAAGCUGAGGAGGGCCCACCUGGAUGUCUGGAUCAAGGUCAAGGCAGAACUCGAGAAGCAAUGGGAUGCUGGUUUUCUAGAAGUAGUUAGAUAUCCGCAAUGGGUAUCUAACAUUGUUGUGGUGCCUAAGAAGGAGGGGAAGAUUAGAGUGUGCGUGGAUUUUCGGAAUUUGAAUAAAGCUAGCCCCAAGGAUGAUUUUCCGCUACCACACAUAGAUGUUUUAGUAGACAACGCUGCCCGGAGUUCCACAUAUUCCUUUAUGGAUGGUUUUUCAGGAUACAACCAGAUAAAAAUGGCUCCGGAGGAUAAGACGAAAACAACUUUUGUCACACCUUGGGGAACGUUCUGCUAUAAGGUCAUGCCAUUUGGAUUGAAGAAUGCAGGAGCAACCUAUCAAAGAGCAAUGGUGACUUUGUUCCACGACAUGAUGCACAAGGAAAUUGAGGUGUAUGUAGACGACAUGAUUGCCAAGUCUAAAAGGGAAGAGGAUCAUGUUGAAGUUUUGAGGAAGUUAUUUGAGAGACUGAGGAAGUAUGAAUUAAGGCUCAAUCCUAUAAAAUGUUCAUUCGGAGUUAAAUCGGGUAAGCUGUUAGGAUUUGUGGUAAGUGAUAGAGGUAUAGAGGUGGAUCCAGAUAAAGUGAAGGCCAUCCAAGCUAUGUCAUCCCCUAAGACGGAGAAAGAAGUAAGAGGAUUCUUGGGAAGGUUAAACUACAUUGCUCGGUUCAUAGCUCAGUUAACAACGAUGUGUGAACCUAUAUUCCGACUACUAAGGAAAAAGAAUCCUGGAACCUGGAAUGAGGAGUGUGAGGAGGCAUUCAAUAAAAUCAAGCAUUAUUUACAAAAUCCACCUUUACUGGUUCCUCCAGUAGCAGGAAAACCUCUAGUAUUAUAUCUAACAGUAACUGAAGCAGCCAUGGGAUGUGUAUUGGGUCAACAUGAUGAAACCGGAAGGAAGGAAAGAGCUAUUUAUUACUUAAGUAAGAAAUUCACUGAAUGUGAGUCUAGAUACACGGAGAUAGAAAGGCUUUGUUGUGCGUUGGUGUGGGCGGCAAAGAGGUUGCGACAUUAUAUGUUAUACUAUACCACUUGGUUAAUUUCAAAAGUGGAUCCUCUGAGGUAUAUCUGUAACAAGCCCUUUCUCUCAAGUCGAAUUGCAAGGUGGCAAGUUCUAUUAGCAGAAUAUGACAUAGUAUACAUGACAAGGAAAGCUGUAAAAGGAAGUGCAAUCGCGGACCAUCUGGUCGAUAAUGCUGUUGAAGAUUACGAACCUUUGGAUUUUGACUUCCCCGAUGAAGAUAUAUUGUCAAUAGAGAAAGAAGAAGAGAAGACAGAUUGGUGGACGAUGUUUUUUGACGGUGCAGUGAAUGUAUAUGGUAACGGGGCCGGUGCGGUAAUAAUCUCUCCUGAUAAGAAACAAUAUCCAGUUUCGGUUAAACUACAUUUCGAGUGCACCAACAAUACAGCUGAGUAUGAAGCUUGUAUCCUCGGUUUAGAAGCGGCAUUAGAAUUGAAGAUAAAGAAGUUAGAUGUAUAUGGAGAUUCAAUGUUGAUUAUCUGUCAGGUUAAAGGGGAAUGGCAGACCAAGGAGGAAAAGUUGAGGCCGUACCAGGAAUACCUAUCCACGCUAGCAAAGGAAUUUGAAGAAAUUAGAUUCACCCAUCUGGGAAGGGAGGGGAACCAUUUUGCGGAUGCUUUGGCCACGCUAGCUGCUAUGACUACCAUUGAUCUCAAGUGCAAGGUACAACCGGUACACAUUGACAUUAGAAAUGACCCAGCUUAUUGUUGCUUAGUUGAAGGAGAGAUAGACGGACAUCCUUGGUAUUAUGAUAUCAAGAACCUUGUGCAAAAUCACGAAUAUCCGGUGGGAGCUUCCAAAACGGAUAAGAAAACUUUGAGAAGGUUGGCUAUAGACUUCUAUUUAGAUGGAGAGAUUUUGUACAAAAGAUCAUUUGAUGGGACCCUACUAAGGUGUUUGAAUGAGGCAGAUGCUAGAAAGGCAUUACGGGAGGUCCAUGAGGGGAUUUGCUCAACCCAUGCUAGCGGGCAUAUGAUAGCGAGGAAAAUCCAAAGGGCUGGUUAUUUUUGGAUGACACUAGAGAAAGACUGCAUCGAUUAUGUCAGGAAAUGUCAUAAAUGUCAAGUUUACAGUGACAAGGUCAAUAUGCCACCAGCUCCUCUAUUUAAUCUAAUAUCCCCUUGGCCAUUUACAAUGUGGGGAAUUGACGUGAUCGGGCCUGUUAACCCAAAAGCUAGCAAUGGUCAUAGAUUCAUCCUCGUAGCUAUUGACUACUUCACAAAAUGGGUAGAAGCUAGUUCAUAUGCCCACGUAACACAGAACGUAGUGAAGAGGUUUAUAGAAAAGGACUUGAUUUGUCGAUAUGGUCCUCCUGAAAGGAUAGUGACAGAUAAUGCACAGAAUUUCAAUGGCAAAAUGAUAGCGGAGCUGUGUACUAAAUGGAAAAUCAAGCAUUCGAAGUCUUCACCAUACCGACCAAAGAUGAAUGGCGCAGUAGAAGCCGCCAACAAGAACAUCAAGAAGAUUAUUCAGAAAAUGGUAGUCACAUAUAGAGAUUGGCAUGAGAUGUUGUCAUUCGCACUUCACGCAUACCGCACUACAGUCAGGACCUCGACAGGGACUACCCCAUAUUCUUUGGUAUACGGUAUGGAGGCAGUAAUGCCGUUGGAAGUGGAAAUCCCAUCGUUAAGAGUAUUAAUGGAUUCCGAACUAGAAGAGGCUGAGUGGGCCAAAGUGAGAUAUGAGCAACUGAACUUGAUCAGCGAAAAGAGGAUAGCUGCAAUAUGUCAUCACCAACUUUACCAGAAACGAAUGGCCAAGGCAUAUGAUAAGAAGGUUAGACCGCGGUUGUUUCAAGAAGGGGAUCUAGUAUUGAAGAAAAUAUUGUCGUUACCUGGAGACGAUCAAAGCAAAUGGGCACCGAAUUACGAGGGUCCUUACAUAGUAAAGAAGGCAUUCUCAGGAGGAGCGCUGAAGUUGGCUAGAAUGGAUGGAGAAGACCUAGCUCGACCUGUGAAUUCUGACUCUGUAAAAAGAUAUUAUGCUUGAUGUAGGCUCCUAAAUCAAUAAAGCAAAG